GUUGUCAAUUGCUUCUACAGAAGCUCUGUCACUAAGAAAAACGAAACACUUAACAGUUUCUGUUAAAAGCAUAAGCGAUGUCAUCAACCGCGGUGUUGUUGGUUAAAGAAAAAGUUUUUAAGGGAGGGAAAAACCGAACUUACAAAACGUUUGGUAACACUGCGCUCGACAAAACAACAAAGACUGCUCGAAAGUCGUCAUUCGACAAAAAAAACAUAGCCAAGAAGUACCGUUUCAGCGAGCGCGAGUGAUUGUGUGUUUGCAUAGCAAUAGAAAAUAUACAUUUUAAGGACAAAGUGCAAGAACCGAGUUAAUGCUAAAUCAGGAUUAAGGAAAUAACAGAAAAGCUACGAUGCACAUCUGAUGGAGAAAAGUCCCAAGCACUUUUAGUUUGGUGUGUGUGGGAAAAAUCGAUCCGAAAACGGGAAAACCGAGGAGAAAAUGGCAGCCUAAAAACACAGUUCCAAUUGUGAUACAAACGCAGUACAAAUUAGUUAACAACUAGCUUAAAUGGCAAACGACAAGGUUUUAUAGCGAACUAUUUGCCGCAAAUCCAAAAUUAAGCACUGAAAAGCUGCCAGCCAAUAAUUCACUUAUUUUCGAGUGCAAUAGAAGCCAAAAUUCUUAACUAACAAAAUUCGUCUUAACAUUCCUGCGCAACAUAAAAACAACAAAAUGGCUGUAAAAACGUACUAGGCCAGCCCUCACAAUGUCUGUCCCUGUACGCUUCUCCUCCGCUGCCGCCGAAUACGCCGCCGAACAAGAGCAACAGCAACAACAGUUGCACCUGCAACAGCAGUUCGAGUACGAGCAAUUCCAGCACUACCAGUACCAACGGGAGCAGGAUAUCGCCUACUAUUGCCAGUUGCAGGCGGCGCGGCAGCAGGAGCAGUUGAUGCAGCAGAGGACAUCGAUGUCGUCGUCGGUUAUGCCAGGCCUAGCCUUGCCCCAGGACCACCACGAGCACCAGGACUACCAGGACCACCCGGCCACCGCCAGCGCAGGACCCCUCGACAACAACAACGGACUCACCAUGGACGCCCACAGCAUCAACGCGAUUCUGGUCGACGACGAGCAGCCCUCGACUUCGGCUCAGGCUGCGGCCGCUGCUGCUGCAUCCGCUGGUGGAUCCGGCGCAUUGGGCGGACCUGGCGGACCAGGACAAGGCGGUGCCUCUGGUGGGGGCAAGCUGGCCAACGGCAUCAGCCGCAAUGCAGAGAUGCCAACUGAUUGGAUGAGGAUUGCGGACGAGGGCCGGUAUGGGACACCGGGUGCUGCUGGCUUGGAAUAUCAGAAGUACGAACAACAACAGCAACAACAACUGGAGGAUCUGGAAGCAGAGGCGGCAGGAGGCGCCGUCGGCGGAGCCAACAACAACGGCGAGCCGUCGUCGUCCUCGAAGAAGCUGGAGGACCAGCUGCACGCCCUCACCUCGGAUGAGCUGUACGAAACGCUCAAGGAGUACGACGCUCUGCAGGACAAGUUCCACACGGUGCUGCUGCUGCCGAAGGAGUCGAGGCGUGAGGUGACUGCCGGAGGACGGGACGGAUCCGCCUACGUGCUGCGCUGCCUGAAGAUGUGGUACGAGCUCCCCUCCGACGUGCUCUUCUCCGCCAUGAGCCUGGUGGACCGCUUCCUGGACCGCAUGGCCGUCAAGCCGAAGCACAUGGCCUGCAUGAGCGUAGCCUCGUUCCACCUGGCCAUCAAGCAGCUGGACUUGAAGCCCAUUCCCGCCGAGGAUCUGGUUACAAUAUCUCAGUGUGGUUGUACCGCUGGCGAUCUGGAACGCAUGGCCGGCGUGAUCGCCAACAAGCUGGGCGUUCAGAUGGGACACGCACCGAUCACCUCCGUGAGCUACCUGCGCAUCUACUACGCCCUCUUCCGCAACCUGGCGAAGGAGAUCGGCGGCGACUUCUUCAAGUUCUACCAGCAGCUGAUCAAGCUGGAGGAGCUGGAGAACCGCCUGGAGAUCCUGAUGUGCGACGUGAAGACCACCGUGAUCACGCCCUCGACGCUGGCGCUGGUGCUCAUCUGCCUGCACCUGGACUUCCACAUCAAGGAGUCGUACACGCGCGGCAGUCCGGAGCUGAAGCACGUCUUCGAGUACAUUCUCUUCCUGCAGCAGUACAUGAGGAUCCCCGACCGCGUUUUCACCUGCGGCUUCAGCAUCGUUUCGGGCAUUCUGUCCCACUACAACGGGCAGAACAAGGCGCCCUACAAGCAGCGGCUUGUCUGGAAGCUGUCCAGUCGCACGCUGCGCGUCCUGCGCCCCAUCAACCGCUUCUCUUCCGACCUGCCCACCAUUGAGGAAGGCAUCUCCAACGCCCUCGACGACGGCCUGCGUUCGAGAACCGAGAGUAUUAGCUCUGAGGAGGAGGAGGACUGGCCCACUUCACCCAUAAUUCCAAUUUUCGAACAAUGUUAGAAUCCAGAGGCCAGCCAGCAGCAGAAGAGCAGCAGGGACAACGGCUGGACACCUGGAGCAGCGGACAAAGAAACCAUCAACCAGACGCCCACUCGGCACACAUCCUGCUUUCCUGGGGCCACCGUCCUCCGGGAGAUCAGGCACCAUACAGACAUAUCCCCACCAGAAGCGAGAGGAGCGCCGGCAGGAGGUGGGUGGAGGUCCUCGGGAGGAUGUGUGUCCGCGAGAGCGUUCCGCGAGCUAGUCCGUAGUAGUGCUGGUUGAGGUAGAGUGUGUAUAUUUUGCUAAAGUGCAUCAUAAUUCUUUUGGCACAUACUCGUACACAAGUGUGUAUUUGGUAGCGCUGGUUCUAACAUUUAAGAAACUAUUGAGAUACGGAAAUGUGGGCGGCAAGGGGCCGAGCAGCCACGCCUUCCCUUUUUGAGAAAGUUGCCCAGAGUAGCGCCCCCCACAAUUUUUUUCGAUUUAUUUGCGGCAGACAAAAAAAUACGUGAAAAAAAAAAAACAAAAGCAAAAAAAAAUAUAAAAAAAAUCAAAAUGAAUGCUGCGGACCAUCAUACAAAAGAUUGAUGCCGUUCCGGAUCAUUAUUCGAGAUCAGUGAGAGAGAGAAUUGAUUUGAGAAUUGAGAGCCCACGCCGAAAUCCCGAACAUCUGGAAUGGGAAAGCAGUUUUUUGUUGGUUGCGCUUGGAACCGUCAAAAAAAAUUCAAAAAAUCACAAAACAAAAACCACUAAACAAAAAUUUUUCAUCAGACCCUAAAUUAGUUGUAAUCACUAUGUUCUCUUUGUUUGUCCCGCUCUUAUCAGUUAAUGUAAAAGCCCCGAAUCAAUGGACCCAAAAAAAAAACCACAAAAAAUCAUAAAAUCUAAAAAAAAGUACAAAAGUUCUUUAUGUAUAGACCGACCUAAAAGUUAAGCUUAACAGCAAAAUCAACAAAAACAAGGUCAGAUCAGAUUAAUCAGUAAUUUUAGCCGCGCUCAAAGGAAGUAUAAAGAAAAACAAAAACCAUAGAAGAACUAAAGUAUAUUUCGCCGCCUGUAUUGACUAAGAACUAACAAUAACAAUUAAAUUAAACAAAGAUACGAAGAAUCCACAAUAUGUAGUGUGUGUCUAGUAGAUUUUUCUCUGUAUAUCAAAUCGAAAACCAAUCAGAAGCGAACUCAAUUUCCGCCCUUAAGAAAUCAAGCGAAAGCACGACAAAUGCAAUCUGUCAUUAUCAUACGCAGCUAAGUAAAUUUGUUAUUAUUACGCAAUUGUUUAUCACUCGAACAAUCAAUCAAUCAAUCAUCUUGAAGGCAUUGAGAUUUAGUUCGAGUACCUCGGUGAUCCCUUUUUAUAUAAUACCUUUACAUAUUAUUAAUACACGAGCUAAUUCUUCUUUUUUGUUACAUAAUAUUAUUUAACUUAUUAAACAAAUUGUAAACAAAAUCCAAUCUUAUGUUGUACCAUACAUACGAAUCUACCAAUUAACCCUAGUUUAAAGCAAACCAGCGUUUAGACAAGGCCAAAUUCAAUUCAAUACAGAUUGAAGCGCGGCGAACUUGAGCAGAAAUUAUGAUGCAACAUUUAGCAAGAUGUACCGUUAGGGUCAAGCGAAGAGGAUUAGAGAGCAUAGGCAGCAGAACUAACGCAGAGCAUAAAAACAAUUGAAAUUUCGCAUAUUUAGAAACAGAAACGUUUCCCUUUUUACCACUUCGAUGCGGAAUGUGCAAACUCUUGUCUGUAAAUUUGAAUAAAAUGCGUUUGCCCGCCCCAGGGCAUUCAGAUUUCAUGAAUAUUUACAACAAACUCGCCUGUUUUAUUUGAAUUGUUGCAGUGCAGCGGUGACUUCGUCGAAAUGUGAGUACACCACCAUUUCCAAAAUCCCCAGCAUUCCGAAUUCCUGAGCGCGCAACCAAUGUAAAUAAACCCCGGCGACUUUGCUGUAAAUAUUCAAGGACAAUCAAUCUUUAAUAAUUGUGCAAUAGAAUUGUAAUUUAGAACCUUUCCACGGCCAGAAGAUCAGAUCUGUAAUAACCGAAAACGAAAACAUUGUUAACACAGGCUAACGCUGACGCGAAAUGCGAAACAAUUAACUAUAUUUAAGCGACAGAAGAUCAUGUGUUCAGUGGCGAAAAAAACACGUUUUUAGCUUAGUCCAACUUUUAUUAAGAGCCAAUUGACAAAUAAGCGAUUAAGAGAAAGGUGAAAGCGGUGAAAGAAGUCUAGAACUAAGUUUUUUACCAUCGUCUGCCACGGGCUGAGAUUUCAUAAUUUUAAAAACUAGCAAAUUUUACAUUGUAUUUAGCGCGGAGUUAGUUAAAUAUUUGCAAGGAUCAACAUCAAAAAAAGGAAAAUCUCAAUUAUUGUAAAGUAUAUUUAAUUUUAGUCCUUAUUUAAUGACUCAUUUCCAAUCGUGAAGUUUGAGCUUAUAUUCGGUUGAGGUUUAGUUACGACGCGAGAUACAUUCAUUCUGUACAUUACGAACCACUCAUUUUAAUUUAUUCGAAGUUUCACAACUUGUAAUUAACAAUUAGGUUAUACUUUAGACGUCCACCAGAAUCAUUCUUAAGCAAAUUGAUCAUUGUGUAAAGAAAAUAUGGAACAAGUUGUUUAAAAACAGCUGAAGCUCGUGAUUUAAAUCAUUGUACACACAUUACAACAAAUAAAUGGAAAAAAGUAUUAUUAAAUGGUAAA
Messenger RNA from Drosophila ficusphila, 5102 nucleotides. It is a transcript of the gene CycG, whose product is annotated as cyclin G. Gene Ontology annotation, molecular function: cyclin-dependent protein serine/threonine kinase regulator activity. Gene Ontology annotation, cellular component: cytoplasm; nucleus; cyclin-dependent protein kinase holoenzyme complex. The transcript is spliced from 6 exons. Bases 710 to 2425 code for a protein of 571 amino acids. Gene Ontology annotation, biological process: mitotic cell cycle phase transition; regulation of cyclin-dependent protein serine/threonine kinase activity. The record is from RefSeq and is a predicted model, not a curated record. NCBI's taxonomy places the organism in Eukaryota, Metazoa, Arthropoda, Insecta, Diptera, Drosophilidae.